AAAAUGAGAAAUCACACAAUGGUGACUGAAUUCAUCCUGCUGGGAAUCCCUGAGACAAAGGGACUUGAGACAGUACUUUUUUUCCUCUUCUCAUCAUUAUAUUUAUGUACCCUCUUGGGGAAUGUGCUCAUCCUUACAACCAUCCUCUCUUCCCCUCUGCUUCACUCUCCUAUGUAUUUUUUCUUGGGUAACCUCUCAGUGUUUGACAUGGGUUUCUCCUCAACCACUGCUCCCAAGAUGCUAUUGUAUCUCUCAGGACCAAAUCAGAUUAUCUCUUUUCAGGGCUGUGUGUCCCAACUCUUCUUCUAUCACUUCUUGGGGUGCACCGAGUGUUUUCUAUAUACUGUGAUGGCCUAUGACCGCUUUGUGGCUAUAUGUAAACCUUUGAGAUAUAUGGUCAUCAUGAACUACAGAGUUUGUUCUGUCUUGGCCAUUGUGACUUGGGUGGGUGGCUGUGUCCAUGCUAUCAUUCUAACUUCCCUCAUCUUCCAGUUACCCUAUUGUGGCUCUAAUGAGGUAAGGUACUACUUCUGUGACAUCCCUGCAGUCUUAUUGCUAGCCUGUGAAGAUACAUCUCUAGUUCAAAGGGUAGGCUUUACCAAUGUUGGUCUUUUGUCUCUUGUUUGCUUUUUCCUUAUCCUUGUCUCCUACACUCGCAUUGGGAUUUCAAUUUCAAAAAUCCACUCAGCCAAGGGCAGACAUAGAGCCCUCUCCACCUGCAGCGCCCACAUUACAGCCAUCUUUUGUGCUUAUGGGCCAGUCAUCAUCAUCUACCUACAGCCCAAUCCCAGCCCCAUGCUUGGUGCUAUAAUGCAGAUACUGAAUAAUCUGGUAGCCCCCAUGUUGAAUCCACUGAUCUAUAGUCUGAGAAAUAAGGAUGUAAAAUUAGCAUUGAGGAAUAUAUUUUCCAAGAGAAACUUUGCACUGGAGAAAAAAAUAAGAAAACCUUAA
Molecule: messenger RNA, 951 nt
Organism: Chrysochloris asiatica (Cape golden mole)
Lineage: Eukaryota; Metazoa; Chordata; Mammalia; Afrosoricida; Chrysochloridae
Product: putative olfactory receptor 10D4-like
Exons: 1
Coding region: 4-951 (315 amino acids)
Biological process (GO): G protein-coupled receptor signaling pathway
Cellular component (GO): membrane
Molecular function (GO): G protein-coupled receptor activity; olfactory receptor activity
Source: RefSeq, a predicted model, not a curated record